AAAUUUCUUGGGAGUCUCAUUUGCGGAGGGAUUCUCUCUGUGAUGUCUUUCAAAGUUUACCUGCGCAAACCGCCCGCCACCUCUUCCAAAGCCCCGUCCUUCCUGCUGACGACUCACGGUCAACUGAAACUGUCAAUCAUCCAGGAACAGGAAGUUCUUGCUGUAAGCGUUUUGGAGGCACGGGGUAUGUUGCACGAGCACCACGGGUCAUGUGACUCCUAUGUAGAGGUGGGCAUGUUUCCAGACAGCGAACCCAGAGACCGGCAGAAGACGGCAACGGUCCUUCAGUGUAAAACUCCUGUCUUUCUACACACCUUUUACUUUGUGAUACGUGACAAGGACCUUCACAAGCGACUGCUCUUCACAGUGUGGAACUCUAAUAGCGCCUCCAGGAGGAGUGCACUGCUGGGGUGCAUGAGCUUCGGCGUCCGCUCCCUCACGCAACCGCACAAGGAGGUUCGCGGAUGGUACUACCUGCUUAAGGAAGAAGUGGGCGUGAGGAAGCAUCUCAGAGUACCUGCGCAACAAAAGUCACAUCACAGCGAGGCCGUGCUCUCGAACCAUGGUGCUGCCCCUGAGACACAGCGACCUGAGAAUAUGCAAUGCUUAACGGUGACCAUCCUUCGAGGAAAGGAUGGAUACGGAUUCACCAUCUGCUCAGAUUCGCCUGUGAGGGUGCAGGCUGUUGAUCCAGGAGGCCCCGCGGACCAGGCGGGUCUCCAGCAGCUGGAUACUCUCCUGCAGCUCAACGGUCAGCCCGUGGAGCAGUGGAAAUGUGCCGAUUUGGCUCAUGCCAUCAGAAACAGCGCAAAUGAGAUCACGGUUGUGGUGUGGCGCAGCGGCCCCUCGGCCAAGCCCAACUUCGAUGGUCUCAUCCACCGACCGUCCUACGUGCAGUCCACCUCCAACUACGAGACGCCCUCGCCGCCCGCCCGCCGGCACGCCCCGGACUCGGGCGCCGGUGAUGGCGUUGCAGGUGGCGGCGGGGGCUUAGGGGUGGGCACCAUGCGGUGGGGCGCCCAGGGCGGCUCGGCCGAGGAGCUGGACGGCAAGCCGCGGCACCUCCAGCACCCUCCCACCGCCACGCUGAAGGGAACCAGGGUGAAGGCGUCCAACGGGGACAACUACAUCAUCCUGGCCCCCUACAACCCCGGAAGCCAGAUCUUGAGGCCGGUUUAUCAGGACAAUCAGGGAACCUUAGUCAGCAGGUUGUACAACACGCGGCAGGCCUCUGGGGCUCAAAAUCAGGCCGCGGGUACCACCGGUGGCGUCGGAACCUUUUCGUCGGGUUCAAGCGGAGUCGGUCCUUUCUCCAGCCGCUCCGGCUUCCUGCGCCGCUCCAACAACGGCAAGACGUCAAAACCCACCUCCGCCGGGACCGGUGUGCCCAACCACCCGCAGCAGAGUGCCAACUUUGCCAACUACCAAAACUGCACCAUCGUUCGCUCUCACGUCCCUCAUGGGAACUAUGGCUAUGUUUCCGUGGCGCCCAAAAUCCUCAUCUUCCCCAUCUUUGUUCAGCCUUUGGACCUGUGCAGUCGAGCUCUCAUCAUAACAGAGGAGAUGAUUUUGCAUGAGAGCAAGCAUCACUCCCUCAAGGUUACCGUGUUUGUCUACACAGACUUAAUGUUGGUCACGAGAGAGGACGAGCCUGGCAAAUGUAACGUCCUCCAGAGUCCUUUGUACCUGCGACACCUGCGACUACAGGACGAUUAUGCUGAAGAACUCCGAUUCUAUCUUAUUCACAUGACCGAGAAGUGCGACUGCCUGCUCAGCCUGGAAGCGUACUCGUCCGAGCAGAAGCGCCGCGUGUGCCAGUGCCUCAAGGACAACAUCGACAAGCAGCUCCAGCUUCAGAGGAGGGAGCCCGCUGUUCAACAUUUUGACCAGAUGUUGGAACCAAAGGUGGACGCCCCCUCUUGUGAGCUGGGCGGAGUCGGCGGGGAUCGAGGGGAAGUGUGCCUCCACCUGCCCCCUCGCACUUCUGAAGGGGAGGAGAGCAGCCUGUAUCCGUCCAGCCCCUCCGAACCCUUGACCCUGAGCAGUCCUCACCCCUCGGAGCCGCUCAGCCCACUAAAUGAAAUCUAUCUGCCCCUUGGCAGCCUGGGCGGGUCCGAGGAGCGCCACAGGGUGCCCCCCACGCCUCCGCCUUCCACCGAGGGAGAGGACUGGAAGAGCCUGGACGGACAUGAGAUGGAGAUCUGGAGAGAGGGCAACAGGAGAGAGGGAGAGUAUGAGGAAGAGGAGGGUGCGAGCGGGAAGAGCGAGUUGGAGGAGUUGGCGGAGCGACAGGAAGAGGAAGUUCACCUCCACCUGCUGGUGUCAAACGCGGACGAGGACAACGCUUCCGAGCCGCCCGACACAAACGCCCCUCCUUCGUCCUCCUCGUCCUCAUUCGUCAUCCCUGAGCUGCGCCUCGACCGCUCUUUCAGCGCCGACGCCCUCUCCUCGCCCAACACCGACGAAGAAGAAUAUGAUGAGGAAGAGGAGGAGGAGGAGGAGGAGGAGGAAGACGACGACGACGAUGACGACAAUUCUGAGGAGGACGACAGCGACGACGCCUACCUGCAGCGCAGCGACAGCAAGCGGCGCUCCAUGGUGGAGGGCGCCACCUGCGAGAAGCACGGCGGCGGGGGCCUCAGCGUGCAGAAUUCGCUGCGCCGACGCACCCACAGCGAGGGCAGCCUGCUGCAGGACCCGCGCACGCCCUGCUUCACCUCUGACAAUGCCAUCAACUGCUUAGAGACGGGCGGCGGGCGCCACAAGGGCGGCUGGACGCUACCCUCGCCCAAGACCCUGAAGAAGGAGUUGACCAAGAACGGAGGCUCCAUGCAUCAGCUGUGCAUGCUCUUCUCUGGGAGGAAGCUCAGCUCCGGAUCCUCCUGCAGCUGUGAGGUCGGCCCCGACGGAACCAAGAAGAAAAAGUCCAAGAACCUGGCCAAAGAUAUGAAGAACCGCUUGGCUUUCCUACGGCGGAGGAACGAAUCUCCGGGAAGCAACCCAGCCGGAAAGUUGGACAAAACCAUGAAGUCAGUCAAGCCCACCCCGGAGGAUGCGCUCAAAUGGGGGGACUCGCUCGACAAGCUGCUGGCGCACAAAUAUGGUCUGGCAGCCUUCAGAGCGUUCUUGCGCACUGAGUUCAGCGAGGAGAAUCUGGAAUUUUGGCUGGCCUGCGAGGAAUACAAGAAGAUUAAAUCGCAAUCCAAGAUGGCCUCCAAAGCGAAGAAGAUCUUUGCGGAAUACAUCGCUAUCCAGUCUUGUAAAGAGGUGAACCUGGACUCGUACACGCGGGAUCACACGAAGGACAACUUGCAGAAUGUGACGCGCUCCUGCUUUGAGCUGGCGCAAAGGCGGAUAUACGGGCUGAUGGAGAAAGACUCAUACCCCCGUUUCUUGCGCUCAGAACUCUAUUUGGACUUGAUCAACCAAAAAAAGGCCAGCGCCACUUCGACGUCCUCUUCGUCAUAAGAGGCAAAACUAUUCUCCCUAGAGGAGAAAGAGAGCGUGGUUGGGAUGCCAAGUUUCUUCUGUCUUGCCCCCUUUUUUUUUUUCUUUUUAAGUCUAUCGUCCUGUUUGCUCUAAACGUCUUGUUUGUUUUUGGGUGGUCGCAGGAAAGCUACAGGCACCGCAAAGGAAUGUGGUUUACUCCUCGAGUGGAUGGACUGUUUGCUAAAAACAUGAAAAGGAAAAAGGCUCGAAUUGUGGGGAGAAGCCGAGUGCUUGUCAGAUGACGUGGGGGUUUUGGAAAAAAAAACAAAAAACAAACCUGCAGACACGAAGACAGUCCGGUACUGUUUGUGACUUUUUAUUUUCUUGUCUCUUCAUCCAUUUGUUUCCUCGACAACGUCCACGGCGAAACCACACGCCAACAGUUGGUACGACCAAACCCCCCCCUCCCCGUCUUCGUUUCCAUCUCGAAGAGAACCGUCGCUUUGUUUCAGCCUCAUCGAGUACCCGUCUCAAUGACUGAAACAAACAGGAACAAAGAAUGCGCACGGAUGGACUUAUUUAAGACUUGAAAAGUCGUACUGACGGCAAGAACAAAAGGACUCGAGAACGAGAGGAGAAGCCAAAUGCCGUUUUCCUUCAACCGCACACGUAGCUGAUAAACAAGGACGCAUCUCUCAGGACAUGGCUUCAAUUUCCUUGAUCGCCGUUUUGGUUUUCAGGCUUCACAACUUGCACUCCCGUACUUAUACUGAGCAAUACACAAAAAGUAUCUUGGAAAACUUCACUUUGCCUAUUUAUUUAGAGUACCACGGUAACUGGCUGGACACCUACAAAAGCUCUCGGCUCAAAGCUUUCCUCUUAACCACCAAACAGGUCCGAUGCUGUCCUGAAUUUAAGUGCAAUAUUUUUAUUUUCAUGUUUUAUUAUGAUUAAUAUUAUUAUUAUUAUUAUUGUUCAUUUAUUUGGAUUUUUUGGGGGUGGGGGUGGGGGGGGACAAGCGGCUUUAGCUCUCGAUGAACUUUAUAUGUUAGGAGAGGAAAAUUAGAGCUCUAAGUUUUACUUAACAGUGAAAAACUCUCAACAAGCCUAUAAGUUGUUUCAUGGAUCGAAAGCAAGUCAUGAUUUUAACUGUGUGUUUGCCCCCCGGCAGCGGGCCGCCGGGAACUUUAUGGUUGUACAUAUAAUUCUUUAAGAAAACGAGGUGAUAAAAGAUGCAAAAAAAAAAAAAAAAAAAACAACAAUUGACGCGACCAGAAGGUUUCCACUGAUUGUGAAAGUGGGAUUCAGCUGUACUUAUGUAAAUAAAAGAGACUCCAAAAACUAUAAGAUGACAUGUAAUGUUGACGAAUAACAAAAUAGUUGAAAUGAGCAAGAACCGGGCACCAUGUUGGCCCUUUUCUCUCUCCCCCUCUCUCUCUCUCUCUCUCUCUCUCUCUCUCUCUCUCUCUCUCUCUCUCUCUCUUUCUCUGUCUCUCUUUCUCUCCCGGUCAUACAUAAUAACACUGCUUGUAAGAAGUUUUAUGAAUGCAUUUGAUCAUUUCCACUCUUUACAAGUCAAAAUGCGUCUUCUGUGAUAUCACGUGAAAACAGUAGAUUGCAUCUGGUGUCAAUGCUAAUGAUAAAUAAAACGAUCAGCUGACCAAGUCGA
Hippocampus comes (tiger tail seahorse) is the source of this 5098-nucleotide messenger RNA. RefSeq names its product regulator of G protein signaling 3a (gene rgs3a). Bases 43 to 3468 code for a protein of 1141 amino acids. The record is from RefSeq and is a predicted model, not a curated record. The transcript is spliced from 24 exons. NCBI's taxonomy places the organism in Eukaryota, Metazoa, Chordata, Actinopteri, Syngnathiformes, Syngnathidae. Gene Ontology annotation, cellular component: plasma membrane; nucleus. Gene Ontology annotation, molecular function: protein binding.